CGUUCAGUGAGAGACAGCGAGAGAGAGGAGGGGGAGGAGGAGGAAGAUGGCGUCUCUGGCGGCUUGAUAUACGCUGGCAGUUGCUUGCUCAGAAUAAAACAGCGAAGGCGAUCGGUAACGCUGAGGCAAAAAAGAAAACGAAAUAAAAAAGAAACAUAAAGGAGAGCGGCAGAAAGCAAGGCGGCAGAGGAGGCAUGCUGGCUUCCUAGUUGCUCUUCCUCCUCUUGACUGACACUUGCACGCAUGCACAGGCAGCGGUGAAGAAGAAGCUGCUGCUGCUGAUGAUGAUGAUGAAGAUGAUGAUGCACACGUAGCCUGGCCGCGAAUCGGCGUGACCCCGACGGGAAGGAAGGAAGGAAGGACGGACGGAAGGAAAUAGGAAGGAAGGAGUUGGACUUGACAGAAGGAUGGGGGGAGUGAGCGAGGGUGACGACGUGCUGGCCAGAUGGAGCGACGGGCUCCUCUACCUGGGCAACGUCAAGCGGGUAGACACCGUCAAGCAAUGCUGCCUGGUCAGGUUUGAGGACAACUCCGAGUUCUGGGUCCUGAGAAAAGACAUCCACUCCUUCGCAGCCGGCGAGGAAGACGUUUGCUGUAUCUGCGAGGCCCCGCCUCUUAAAGAACCCCUCGUAAAUUGUCUGAAAUGUCGCCAUGGUUAUCACGCCGAGUGCCACACGCCCAGCAUCGAGCCCGAAGCCGACGACGAAUCCUGGAUCUGUCGCCAGUGCGUCUUUGCCGUGGCAACCAAGAGAGGGGGUGCCAUUAAACGUGGCCGCUUUGCUCGCCUGAUGCACUCCAUGAAGCUGCGGUUGCCGUAUCAGCUGACGUCUUUGGACUGGGACGCGCAGCACCUGUCCAAUCAGCAGCAGUGUUACUGCUACUGCGCCGGACCCGGAGAGUGGAACCUGAAGAUGCUUCAGUGCGGAAGCUGCGGCCAGUGGUUCCACGAGGCCUGCACGCAGUGUCUAAGCAAGCCUAUCCUCUACGGCGACCGGUUUUAUCAGUUCCAGUGCUCAGUGUGUAAUAAAGGACCCGAAACAGUCAAAAGACUCCCCAUGACCUGGGUGGACUUGGCCCACUUGGUGCUCUACCACCUGUCCCUGUGCUGCAAGAGAAAAUACUUUGAUUUUGACCAUGAAAUCUUGUCCUUCACCAACGAGAACUGGGACUCGUUGCUCCUGGGCGAGCUCUCUGAUACACCAAGGCAAGAGCGAUGUCACAAUCUCCUCAACGCACUCAACUCCCAAAAGGACCGGUUUGUCUCUGGAAAAGAAAUCAAGAAGAAGAAGUGUCUUUUUGGUCUUCAGGUUCGAGCGCCGCCGCCGCUGUUGUCCGAUUCGUCGCCCCUCAUCACUGAGCCGCCCAUCAGCAUUUCCCAUCGCAGAAGCCCGCCGUCGCUGCCGUGUCAGAGGAGGCCACCUGCACCCGAAUCACGUAAAUCAAAGCGGCGCAUCACCGAGACACAGGCUUGUCCGCCGCCCGUUCCGUCCAACGCAGUGGAGCCGCUGCCAUUUUGCCACGGCUACGCGGGAGGAGACGGCCUGUAUGCGCCUGCAAAGUCCCAGGAAGAACUCCAUCUGAGUUCUCCCCCCAAGCGGAUGUACGCCCUCUACCACACGGCGCUCGCCAGAGGUCUGCAUCACUCCAGCAGCACGGAGGACGGCCGCCGAGUAGCUCCGCCCUGCUUUCCGUACCCGCUCAACUCCAGCGAGCGCCUGCACCAGCCGGGACACAAGCAAGCGGAAGACCUCCUGCUGUGCGACUCGCCGCCUUGCCCCCUGCCGGGUGGGGCUGGAAGCCCGGACGGGGCGCACGACGGGCGGCUCCCCAGGAGCUGGGGCGGAGGCGAGGCGGUCAGAAUCCUGGCCAGACGCGUCACGCCCGAUGGGAAGGUGCAGUACCUGGUGGAGUGGGACAACGUGGGCUUGUACUGAUCCCCGAGAGAAGAGGAGGCAAAACGCAGGUUGCUCGGGCCCGGCGGUGCGCUCGUGUGGGCCGCUGCGAUUAGAACCUUUGACCGGUUGCCUUUUGGGGGAGCCGCGGCCCCGCCAGGGCGCUUCGCUUUCACAGAGACUUCAAAAGCUGGUUGGUUCCGUCUUGGAUAGUGGUGCCUUGAGCUAUGAGUUGAGUUGGCUGGGAACACAAAACACACCCGUCUCAAAACAUUUUUCAGCCUUUAAUCCGGGUGGCAGCCAUACCCCCAAAACACAACAUAAAAAGUUGUCGUCUUUUUGAACCAGAAAAUUAGCACUCUGAUAUUAUGCCUGAUAAAAGACAUGUCAGAAUGGCAUUGUUUCAUAGCCUGUAAAUGGAAUUCAACUGGUUUUGACACACUUUGGCUCAAAUGGAGACUCCGAAAUAUUCGUCGUUCUUUGCAAAACAUAACCAAUAUAUGCCUGUGCAUAUUACUUUGAUCUGUCUAAGUGCGUGUAUUGCGUCACAACUAUGCGGUGCCCAAAGGUUUAUAAAACUACCAGGCAGAUGCUAGUCCUUAGCCCAUCUAUGACAUUUUCCAUUCAGUGUUAGCAUUAAGCUAACAGAACUCAAGUAAUUCAGAACAAAAAAGGACCGAUCAGUUUUUCCCAUUGAAAUGAAUGGAAAUGCAAGUUGUCCGUUCCAGAUUCCCCCAUCCCUCCACCAUGGAAAAAACAUUUUUGUAAUGGGUUUUGAUGUAAUGAUUAAAAAUAGCACUCUACACACAUGCAUGUCACACAAAGUAUCGACAGAUGAUCAAUUAUUGCAAUCAUCUGUAGUACAAGUGACGUAAUAAUUUGCUGUCCAGCAAAGCGAAUGAGUUUCGAAUCUCCAACAAACUUCAUAAAAUCGAGGACCCCCCCCAAUGCUAAAAUAUACCCCAAGUCAUCUGGCACAGUUCUCGCAUUGGAUUUUGUCACCAAGCGAUUGUAGCUUUCUUAACUAAUAUUUGAGACAUGUUGGUCACUGCUAAUCAGAUGUCAGUCUUAAGUCUAUGAAAUGAUUCUAAUUGGGCAGCCACAUUAUUAUUUUGCAUUCGGGACGGAGAAGGGCCUGCAAUGGUGUGGAAUGUAUUUUGUGUGUUUUUUAAUGCUAUGUUUGUACGGUCAAGUGCUCGUUUUAGCUGGUUCUCUCAAAACAAGGAAGGAGGGAAUAAAGACGCACAUG
Molecule: messenger RNA, 3141 nt
Organism: Syngnathus typhle (broad-nosed pipefish)
Lineage: Eukaryota; Metazoa; Chordata; Actinopteri; Syngnathiformes; Syngnathidae
Gene: phf1
Product: PHD finger protein 1
Exons: 15
Coding region: 408-1934 (508 amino acids)
Biological process (GO): regulation of DNA-templated transcription; chromatin organization
Cellular component (GO): nucleus
Molecular function (GO): DNA binding; chromatin binding
Source: RefSeq, a predicted model, not a curated record